Molecule: messenger RNA, 875 nt
Organism: Acipenser ruthenus (sterlet)
Lineage: Eukaryota; Metazoa; Chordata; Actinopteri; Acipenseriformes; Acipenseridae
Product: bcl-2-related ovarian killer protein-like
Exons: 3
Coding region: 282-869 (195 amino acids)
Biological process (GO): intrinsic apoptotic signaling pathway in response to DNA damage; regulation of apoptotic process; extrinsic apoptotic signaling pathway in absence of ligand
Cellular component (GO): mitochondrial outer membrane
Molecular function (GO): protein heterodimerization activity; protein homodimerization activity
Source: RefSeq, a predicted model, not a curated record
GCCGUGGACCGGGCUGGGGUGGCAGUGUGCACAGCCCGUACAGUAUCUGUGCGCGUCAGUGAGGAUCAAACCUCAGUGUCAGCUUCCACUCUGAACAGCUCAGCGCUGCUAAAAUUAGCCCCCAAGCAGAGUAACCAGAUCACCUGGCCUUGAACUUCACCAGCGAGCUGGACUCCUUUCUGCUGGAUACUGUAGAGAUUUGUUGUAACUUUUUGCCUUGAUUAUUAGCUGAUCUGUCACUUGGCUCCUCUUGCUGUCAACUGGACUUUCCGAGGAUCAAGAUGUCGGUGAGUGGCGAGGGACUGACCCACGCCGACCCUGUGGUGCGCGAGGCCUACCUGAUGUCCCACGAUUACAUCAGCUACGUGACGGGCGUGGCUCCGGCCUCCAGACCCGCCCCCUCGAAGGCUGCGGCGGCGCUGCGCCACGCUGGGGACGAGCUGCUCCUCAAGUACCCCAUCUUCUUCAAGCGCUGGCCCAGGCUGUUCCAGGAGCUGGACAGGGGGGACGCCUGCGACACGCUGCUCCGAGUCCUGGACGAGCACUUCACUGCGGACAGAGCAGCCGGCCGCCAGCUCACCUGGAGCGCCAUCCUCUCCAUCUACGUGCUGGCGGGACAGAUGGCGCUGCACUGCCAGGAGAGCGGCAUGGGGUCGGCGCUGCCCGAGCUGCAGAGGCGUGUCGGGGAGUACGUGGAGAGGGUGGUGUGCCCCCAGAUCAGGGAGAAGGGGGGCUGGUCCGGGUUCCUAACCCGCUACAGUAAGAAGCAGGACCCUGAGCAGGUUGUGAUCAGGGUUUGCUGCGCUUCCCUCCUGCUCUUCACCAGUGUGACCCUGAGCUACUACCUGUGGAAACGCAAAGUCUCCUAAACCACC